Molecule: messenger RNA, 744 nt
Organism: Plutella xylostella (diamondback moth)
Lineage: Eukaryota; Metazoa; Arthropoda; Insecta; Lepidoptera; Plutellidae
Source: RefSeq, a predicted model, not a curated record
AUGUCCAGCACGUCGUCACCAAAGAACAAAGAAAAGCAGGUCAGAGGCCCCGCUCCGCCCGGAAGCCGCUCCGAAGACCGAACCCUCGGAGCACCAAAGCAGCCGAGAUCCGGCCCUCGGGUCCACUCCUGCUCCCCCCAACCAGUCCCAUCCUCACCCGAAUCCGAAGACGAGAAAUCCAAAAGCUCACCCCCAUCCAACCCAUCCGGCAUGCUAGAGGAUGCAACCGGCUCCGCGCCACCCGGCACUCCCGCAGCCGAGCGGCCCCGACGCCGGGCAGACACCAGUGCAGACACCGAAGCACCCCGAGGUCCUGCAGCCGAAAGACCUCGACACAGAGCCUCCGGUGCCUAUCCCGAAGCGCCCGGAAGUCCAGCAAGUGAAGGAGACCGACAAGCCGAUGAGGACGGAGACGACAGCGCCGCCGAACCAAGCAGAACGCCACCACCUGCAAGCACCCUCACCAAACCACCCCGGGCAGAAACCCGUUCCGAAUACGACUCCCCCAAACCAUCCCCAGAAACCGCACCAUCCGGAACACCAAACGCGUCCCCCAACUCAUGGGCAACAGCAUCAUCCGACAAGACCCCACUCCGCCUCACUCCACUCAUUGCAGAUCACUAUCCAAAAGAAACAAAGAAAAUACAAAACUCCACCAAAGUUCAAACCGGCAGUGCCAUCGGGUCGGGCUUCUCCCCUAAAGAAGUACUAGGCGCGCAGACGGCGGCAGGAGCAAUAUCAUAA